Molecule: messenger RNA, 807 nt
Organism: Vicia villosa (hairy vetch)
Lineage: Eukaryota; Viridiplantae; Streptophyta; Magnoliopsida; Fabales; Fabaceae
Exons: 2
Coding region: 1-807 (268 amino acids)
Source: RefSeq, a predicted model, not a curated record
AUGGAGGUUGUUGUUGUGGAGGUCUAUAUUGUUGUGACUGAGCUGGAGAUUGAAAUUGGGUUGGCCCUUGCUUUUGAAAUCAAUACCAUUCCCAUUCCUUCUGAUGUUGAAGUGAAUGUCCCUAACAUUCCAUCGAGGAAGAAGCCUACAACCAACAAGCUUGCUACUAGUAUUCCUGAAGUUCCCAUUGAUAAUGUGUCAUUCCACUAUGCCUCUAGUGCCAGCAGAUGGAAGUAUGUACUCCAAAAGAGAUUGGCUGUUGAAAGGGAAUUGGCUCCAAAUGCUCUUGAGAACAAAGAGGUCUUAGAGCUAAUUCAAGAAGCUGGACUUCUGAAAAAUGUCUGCAAACUACCCAAGUGUUAUGAGAAGCUGGUUAAAGAGUUCGUGGUGAACUUAUCUGAAGAAUAUGGCAACAGCAGAAGUGUGGACUUCAGAAAAGUGUUUGUGAGAGGUAAGUGUGUAUCAUUCUCUCCGUAUGUGAUUAAUAAUUUCUUGGAAAAAACAGAUGGAGCUCAAACUGAGCUUGAAGUAACAGACAACAAAGUUUGUCAAGAGAUCACAACCAAGCAAGUAAAUAGCUGGCCUCUAAAAGAGAAACUAACUGCAAGUAAGCUGAGCAUCAAGUAUGCAAUGCUUCACAAGAUAGGAGCAGCCAAUUGGGUGCCAAGAAAUCACAAGUCCACUAUUUCAACUGUACUUGGGAGAUUUAUAUAUGAUGUAGGGACAAAGGCAAAGUUUGAUUAUGGAUCAUAUAUUUUUGACCAAACCAUGAAGCAUGCUGGAAGCUUCAGUAUUAAGGGUCUGUAA